GUACUUAUGUCUGAUUUUGAAGUAGUGGUAAACACGCUGCAAUCAUUUUCAUUGGGUACCAUUUUAAAGAUGUGAUUCUGAAGAUUGGAAAGAUGUUCUGAUUAUCGUGGCACAAGUUCGAGGAGAGAAUCUACGGCUUAUGAAAAGAACAACACUUUUGUGCUAUGUAAUUUGUUGCAAUAUAGAACAUAUGUGUCUUAUUUAUUUCGUCGAAUUGUUGAGUUUAUGCUAAUUUAUGCAAACGUCAUUUUAAGAAUUUCACGGUUUAAAACCUUUGUCGUAUCCUGUGUUUGCGUCUUUCUUGACUGACCGUUGAAUCGUUGAUGUCAACGGUUUUCCUGUAUUAUCGAAGCAAUUAUUACUUUUGCGAGAAAAGUUAAUUCAGGAUUAUAUUUAAAUCUUUUGUGCUCUUCUCGUUUUCGUGUAACGCUAAAUGAUGAAGCGCACUGUUGGUCGUCCAUCGAAAUACACGUUUGACGUGAAUGCAAUUGUUGCAGCUAUGUCAAAUGUGUCUGGCGACCAAAACGAUUCUUACAGAAAGUCAAAUAGCUUCUGGGGGAAAAUUUUAGUUGAACUUGGGAUUAGAAACAAAUUGCUUGCACGGAGAAACCUAUAUCUUCGCUGGCACGAUAACCGGAAUGGCAUGCGAUCUGCAAUCGAGCAUGGGCGAUUAGAGUUAUCAAAUGCUGAAGAUCUGUUAGCUAGCCAUGACAAUAAAUAUAAUGAUAAUGCGCAUCACCCGUCGUCGGGUCGCGAGUUUUUGCCAUUUUUAGAGUCCCGACCAUUUAACACUCAUAGUGGUGAAUGCGCAGGAAACGACCAUUAUGAUUUUGGCCAAUCAGCGACUGACAGUGAUGAGGCUAGCGAGGAAUUCGACAUGGUCACUACCCAGAAGCAUUUAACUGGAGAUAUUCAUUACACUAAAGAAAGUGAACAUGGAGAUGCAUCUUCCAUUAAACAAGAUUCAAAAAGAAGUUUCAAGCAGACACACCAACAAUGUGGUCAAAACCUUAGCACAAUCCAAUAA
Messenger RNA from Xenia sp. Carnegie-2017, 1027 nucleotides. RefSeq lists its product as uncharacterized. Bases 434 to 1027 code for a protein of 197 amino acids. Lineage: Eukaryota; Metazoa; Cnidaria; Anthozoa; Malacalcyonacea; Xeniidae. The record is from RefSeq and is a predicted model, not a curated record. The transcript is spliced from 3 exons.